UCACAUAAAUCUCAAUAAUACAUUUAUUAUAUUAUUAUUAUUAUUUCAAGUGUAAUUGGAAAAUUAUAAAGAAUUUAGUGAAUAUAAUUUAAAAGGGUAUUCCUUGCUCCUUGAAAGGCAUAGAUUCAUAGUUGAUAGUUUUCCAUCAGUUUCAGCAGCCAUUGAAGUGGCCUUGGUAGCGGCGUGAUGCGAGGAAUUGUCAAUUCCCGUUUUUAAUCGGCUAUACGUUUCGUACUUUCGUUAGCAACUAACAUACAACAGGCGGUAUGACUAGGCCGAUCUUCCUCUCACUUGUCUUUCUUCUUCAGCUCUGCUUAUGCUCUCUGGCCGUCGCUUCGCGGACUAGUGAUGGAUAUACUAUAAACGGACGUGUGAAAAUACCAGGCUUUAACUUGAAAGGAUCUGGUUUGCUGGCAAAAGCAUCAGAUGUCAAGGUGGUACUUAAUGGUGGCCAAAGAGUUACAUUUUUAAGACCUGAUGGAUACUUUUCAUUCCAUAACGUGCCUGCUGGGACACAUCUAAUUGAAGUGGAUGCAAUAGGCUAUUUCUUCUCUCCAGUUCGAGUUGAUGUUAGUGCCAGAAACCCAGGCAAGGUUCAGGCAGCGCUGACAGAGAAUAGAAGAAGUCUGAGUGAGCUAGUCUUGGAGCCACUAAGGGAGGAACAGUACUAUGAGAUGAGGGAACCUUUCUCCAUCAUGUCAUUAGUUAAGAGCCCUAUGGGUCUGAUGGUUGGAUUCAUGCUUCUUGUGGUAUUUAUUAUGCCUAAAUUGGUAGAAAAUAUGGAUCCUGAAGAAAUGAGGCGUGCACAAGAGGAAAUGAGAAGCCAAGGAGUCCCGACCCUUUCAAGCUUACUACCCGGGGCGGCACAGAGAAGCAGCUGAAGAACGGGACUAUGGGAGUAACAGCUCAAAGCCUCAAAGCUUUGUAGUAUUUAGAACAAGAAUUGGUCUGGUGUCAUGCAUUAGAAUUUCCCAUUUUCCCAAAUUUAUUUUCCCUCUGCAGACAUAUAACAUGCAAACAUAUAACAUGCUCACACUCACCUCUUGUACUCCCGCCUUAAAAUAUCAAUUUCAAGAAAUCCAUUUAUUCCUUUUUCCUUUGCCCAAAAUCUCCCAUCCUUAUGUUUCACAACUCUGACUUUUUUGGUCAAACCUUUUCAAUUUUAAGCAAUGUCUUUAAUCAA
Molecule: messenger RNA, 1183 nt
Organism: Cuscuta europaea
Lineage: Eukaryota; Viridiplantae; Streptophyta; Magnoliopsida; Solanales; Convolvulaceae
Source: the annotation of a GenBank genome assembly